Chionomys nivalis (European snow vole) is the source of this 630-nucleotide messenger RNA. It is a transcript of the gene Imp3, whose product is annotated as IMP U3 small nucleolar ribonucleoprotein 3. The record is from RefSeq and is a predicted model, not a curated record. Gene Ontology annotation, biological process: rRNA processing. The coding region runs from base 76 to 630 and encodes 184 amino acids. The transcript has a single exon. Gene Ontology annotation, cellular component: small-subunit processome; Mpp10 complex; small ribosomal subunit. Lineage: Eukaryota; Metazoa; Chordata; Mammalia; Rodentia; Cricetidae. Gene Ontology annotation, molecular function: snoRNA binding; rRNA binding; structural constituent of ribosome.
GGGAUCUUCCCGCGCCGAGGCGGAAAUUGUGCUGUGUUCUCUGCGUGCUUUCAGCUUUCUCGGGCUCUUUCCACGAUGGUGCGGAAGCUAAAGUUCCACGAGCAGAAGCUGCUGAAGCAGGUGGACUUCCUGAACUGGGAGGUCACCGACCACAACCUUCACGAGCUGCGCGUGCUGCGGCGGUACGGGCUCCAGCGGCGCGAGGAAUACACGCGCUACAACCAGCUGAGCCGCGCCGUGCGCGAGCUGGCGCGGCGCCUGCGCGACCUCCCCGAACGCGACCCGUUCCGCGUGCGCGCUACGGCGGCGCUGUUGGACAAGCUCUACGCCCUCGGCCUGGUGCCCACGCGCGGCUCGCUCGAACUCUGCGACUCCGUCACAGCCUCGUCCUUCUGCCGCCGCCGCCUGCCCACUUUGCUCCUCAAGCUCCGCAUGGCGCAGCACCUCCAGGCUGCUGUGGCCUUUGUGGAGCAGGGUCACGUCCGCGUCGGCCCUGACGUGGUCACCGAUCCCGCCUUUCUCGUUACUCGCAGCAUGGAGGACUUUGUCACUUGGGUGGACUCGUCCAAGAUUAAGCGGCACGUGCUGGAGUACAAUGAGGAACGCGAUGACUUUGAUCUGGAUGCCUAG